Molecule: messenger RNA, 1020 nt
Organism: Oncorhynchus masou masou (cherry salmon)
Lineage: Eukaryota; Metazoa; Chordata; Actinopteri; Salmoniformes; Salmonidae
Exons: 3
Coding region: 1-1020 (339 amino acids)
Source: RefSeq, a predicted model, not a curated record
AUGAGAGCAUCAGCUGUUCCAGACGACUGUGUGAUCACGCUCACCGUAGCCGACGUGACGGCUGAGGACGGCUCACCUCUCACAGUCCUGGGCGACUUUAACCUCCCCACGGCUGCCUUCGAUACUGUGAACCAUCAGAUCCUCCUCUCCACCCUCUCCGAGUUGGGCAUCUCCGGUGCGGCCCACGCUUGGAUUGCGUCCUACCUGACAGGUCGCUCCUACCAGGUGGCGAAUCGCAUCUCUGCAUGUCUGGCAGACAUAUCAGUGUGGAUGACGGAUCACCACCUCAAGCUGAACCUCGGCAAGACGGAACUGCUCUUCCUCCCGGGGAAGGACUGCCCGUUCCAUGAUCUCGCCAUCACGGUUGACAACUCCAUUGUGUCCUCCUCCCAGAGCGCUAAGAACCUUGGCGUGAUCCUGGACAACACCCUGUCGUUCUCAACCAACAUCAUGGCGGUGGCCCGUUCCUGUAGGUUCAUGCUCUACAACAUCCGCAGAGUACGACCCUGCCUCACACAGGAAGCGGCGCAGGUCCUAAUCCAGGCACUUGUCAUCUCCCGUCUGGAUUACUGCAACUCGCUGUUGGCUGGGCUCCCUGCCUGUGCCAUUAAACCCCUACAACUCAUCCAGAACGCCGCAGCCCGUCUGGUGUUCAACCUUCCCAAGUUCUCUCACGUCACCCCGCUCCUCCGCUCUCUCCACUGGCUUCCAGUUGAAGCUCGCAUCCGCUACAAGACCAUGGUGCUUGCCUACGGAGCUGUGAGGGGAACGGCACCGCAGUACCUCCAGGCUCUGAUCAGGCCCUACACCCAAACAAGGGCACUGCGUUCAUCCACCUCUGGCCUGCUCGCCUCCCUACCACUGAGGAAGUACAGUUCCCGCUCAGCCCAGUCAAAACUGUUCGCUGCUCUGGCCCCCCAAUGGUGGAACAAACUCCCUCACGACGCCAGGACAGCGGAGUCAAUCACCACCUUCCGGAGACACCUGAAACCCCACCUCUUCAAGGAAUACCUAGGAUAG